This is a messenger RNA of Sphaeroforma arctica JP610, 729 nucleotides long. Its product is annotated as peptide-methionine (S)-S-oxide reductase. Gene Ontology annotation, molecular function: peptide-methionine (S)-S-oxide reductase activity. The transcript is spliced from 4 exons. Gene Ontology annotation, cellular component: cytoplasm. NCBI's taxonomy places the organism in Eukaryota, Ichthyosporea, Ichthyophonida. The coding region runs from base 67 to 702 and encodes 211 amino acids. The record is from RefSeq and is a predicted model, not a curated record. Gene Ontology annotation, biological process: cellular response to oxidative stress.
AUUGUAAAGAACCAUAUAACAUAUCUUGCGAAGCAGCGCGAUCGUCAGCCACAAGUACACAUCAACAUGACUUCUAAAAUAGUAUCCGCAAUGAACAGCAAAGCCAUCAAUAAUCCCGUUCAGAAAUCCCCGAUUCAAGAAAAGCACUCAAUUUUCGGCACACAGAUUGAUGGCACGUUCGAAGGCAUGGAGGAGUUCCAGGUUGGCAUGGGCUGCUUCUGGGGCGCUGAACAGAGGUACUGGGGACAGUCGGGCGUAGUACACACAGCAGUGGGUUAUUCAGGUGGCCAUACAGAGAACUCUACGAACGGAGAGGCUAGCGAUGUAGAGACAGGACGCGCAGAGUGUGUACGAGUAGUAUAUGACCCCAAGAAAACCGAUUUUCAGUCAUUGUUGAAAGUGUUCUGGGAAUCACACGACCCCACACAGCAGAACAGACAGGGAAAUGAUGUAGGAACGCAGUACAGAUCGGCUCUCUAUUUGGAAACGGACGAGCAGUAUCAAAUUGCCAAGAAGUCAAGAGAUACUUAUAAAGAGGCCCUAACACAGGCAGGCAAGGGUCAUAUCUCUACUGAUUUAAGGGAGGGACCUGCACCCAAAUUUUUCUAUGCAGAGGACUUUCAUCAACAGUAUUUGGACAAGAACAGUGGUGGCUCUUGUAGUCUGAAGGGUACAGGUGUACAAUGUGCGCGAGGAGAAUAAUUCGACAGAUAAAAUAAAUAAAUGCUA